This is a messenger RNA of Peronospora matthiolae, 483 nucleotides long. The record is from the annotation of a GenBank genome assembly. NCBI's taxonomy places the organism in Eukaryota, Oomycota, Peronosporomycetes, Peronosporales, Peronosporaceae.
AUGCGAUGCGCGAGCAAGGCCGCCGAGAGCGCGUCCGCACGUCUCUGUGCGGACGCCGAAGCAGAAACAACAGCAACUGAUGUCUCAUCGGUUGCUGGAGCGACCCAGCCUGUGUCACUUGGUGAUGCAGGCGCUGGUCAUGAAGACACUCGUGUCUUCACAGAGUACGAGCUCGGUGUCUCGUACUCUCCUGAUACGGAUGACGGAUCCGUAUCGACGGCGAUUGAAUCUAAGCCGCCUGCCAAGCGUGGCAUGGACGAUGCUUUGCGUCGCAGCAUCUUUGGUUCAUCUGAUGAAUCAGAUGAACCAUCGCCGAAGCGAAGGCGCUCGAGGUCGCGAGACUCGGGCGCUAACAGUGGUGUCGGUUCUCCUAUGGACACCACUUCACAGCGAGUGCCAGUACUUCUGUCGGCACGUCGCAGGAAGAGCGGGACCGCAAUGUGUUGCGUCUCGCUCCUGAGAAGAAGGCAUGGAUGCCUCUAA